Messenger RNA from Oikopleura dioica, 534 nucleotides. The record is from the annotation of a GenBank genome assembly. NCBI's taxonomy places the organism in Eukaryota, Metazoa, Chordata, Appendicularia, Copelata, Oikopleuridae.
AUGACUAAAAGAAGGACUCCGAUUGCUCGUGUUCCAGUGAUGGCGAAGCAAGUCCUGGACCUGUUCAGCUUGUACACGCUUGUGGUAGAAAGAGGAGGACUGGUAGAAGUUAUCCAGAGAAAAAUCUGGCGAGAGAUAACAAAAGGAUUGAAGCUCCCGAAUUCCAUUACUUCUGCGGCUUUUACGCUCAGAACUCAGUACAUGAAAUAUUUGUACCCAUUUGAAUGUCACAAGGAAAAUCUCUCAUCAUUCGAAGAUUUACAAAAUGCCAUCGACGGGAACAAAAGAGACAACAGAAGAAACAACGAUCGCUCAUUAGAACCGCUCAUCAACCCUUUUCAGUCGCAAAUAAUUCCUCAUGUGUUGCGACUGCAUCAACCCUUUAGUUCUUUGUAUCGUCCGAUUCCGAGUUUCCAAAAUGGAAAAAGAUCGCUUCCAUGGACUUCUGAAAUUCCUUUAACUUGCGAAAAGAAAGUGAAAGUUACUGUUGAGUUCGAAGGUACUGUUUAUUCAGGAGUAUUGCAGCAGAAAUAA